This is a messenger RNA of Cynoglossus semilaevis (tongue sole), 4015 nucleotides long. RefSeq names its product interleukin 17 receptor D (gene il17rd). Bases 244 to 2736 code for a protein of 830 amino acids. The record is from RefSeq and is a predicted model, not a curated record. Gene Ontology annotation, molecular function: interleukin-17 receptor activity. The transcript has 16 exons. Lineage: Eukaryota; Metazoa; Chordata; Actinopteri; Pleuronectiformes; Cynoglossidae.
AAAUCAUCUAAUCCCUUCAAGGAUCACCUAAUCUCAAAAGAGUAGUGUGCCAGUAUUGGCCUCUAGACCAGCCUUUGGACAUACCUGCCCUAUAAUUAAAUCUCCCUCAAUAACACUCUUUUGAAAAUUAUAAGUCCCCCUAACAUAUUGUUUGGACACGCGCGCACGCGCGCGGAGACACCCACGCCUCCUCUUCUCCGCUCUCCUCUGAAGCUCUCAGAGCUGCUCAGACCUGGGACAGGAAUGGCGGCCCCUCGGAGUUUCUUCAUCCCUUUCUCCGGGUUAUUUCUAUUUUUUUAUUUUUCUUGCGGAACUCCGACCUCGGGCAGCAAACGGUCAAACCAGGAGCGGUGUGGUUUCAAGGUACAGUCUGAUGCAGAUGGAGGUCGCAGGUUACCAGUCACCUUCAGGACUGACAACUGUUCGAUAAACUACCCAUCGGGUAAACAUGUGAUCCACGAGGUGGCCAACGUCUCCUUCAGCCACCUGUCCUGUGAGGAUCAGGCUGCAGUGGUGGUCCACUGGUCUGCAAGUCCAUUAGGCAUUGAACAUAUUAAAGGCUUCAGGGUUUACCUGGAGGACAAGAAUCCAGAAGGGAAACAGUGUCAACAUCUCAUCCUCAAAGACCCGCGGCAGCUCAACUUUUCCUACAAGAGCACGAAGCUGAGCAGCCAACCAUUUAGUGGUUUGACCUUUGACACUGACUACAUGGUUCGUGUUGUUCCUUUCCCGAGUCUAAUGAACGAGAGUUUCUUCCCACCAUCGUUUCUCCGGACCAACUCGUGUGAAGUCCUGCUGGGAUCAGACAACUUGGUUUGUAAACCAUUCUGGAAACCAAAGACUCUGAAUGUGUCCCAGCUGGGCUCCAACCUCCACGUGGCCUUCGAUCAGGCUCCACCCUCUUUUGGCUUCAACUUCUACUACCUGUAUUACAAACUGCGGCAUGAUGGACCUUUCAAACUGCAGCGCUGUAAAUCAGACAUGAACCAGCCCAGGGCUACCUGCGUCCUGCAGGAUGUUACUCCAGGAACAUACACCGUAGAGCUGAGAGACGACAGUAACACGACCAGGAGGCAGACGCAGUACCAUGUCAGCCAGGUGCACUCCCAGUGGGCGGGGCCUAUUCGUGCCAUGGCCAUCACGGUUCCUCUGGUCAUCAUGUCUGCGUUCGCCACUCUCUUCACUGUCAUGUGUCGGAAGAAACAGCAAGAAAACAUCUACAGCCAGCUGGAUGAGGAGAGCAGUGAAUCGUCUAAUCAGAGCGCAGCCUUGAACGCAGAUCGCCCGUGGCCUCGUCCCAAAGUCUUUAUCUGUUACUCUAACAGAGACUGUCCCAAACACACCAGUGUCAUCCAGAGCUUUGCCUUCUUCUUGCAGGAUUUCUGCAACUGUGAGGUUGUGCUCGACCUGUGGGAACAUCUGGAGAUGUGCAAAGAAGGUCAGAUGUCAUGGUUAAGCAGACAACUGGACGAAGCCAACUUCAUCAUCACCGUCUGCUCCAAAGGCCUACGCUACUAUGUGGAGAGGAAAAGCCGUAGAGGGAAAACGCCCGUCAGUCGCUGCAGCAGCAGUAGCAUCAGCUCUGCCGGCGGUGGAUCCAGCAGUGACCUCUUCACCGUGGCUGUGGCUAUGAUAGCUGAAAAGCUACGUAUGGCCAAGCAAAGGGAAGGCGAAGAGACUCAGGCGCUGAACCGAUUUUUGACCGUUUACUUUGACUAUUCAACAGAAAAUGACAUUCCUACUAUGCUGAGUCUGGCUCCCAGGAUUAAAUUGAUGGAUCAGCUGCCUCAGCUUUUCAUUCGACUCUAUUCUGGUCCGAGCAGUUUGGCUGGACGUGAGCAGCCGCCUCUCAACAUCUCCAGGAGGAACUACUUUAGGAGUAAAUCUGGACGCUCGCUCUACGUCUGCAUCUGCAACAUGCACCAGUACAUCAGCCAGAACCCAGACUGGUUUGAGAAGCAGUUGGCUCCUGCAGCAGGUUCCGCUUCAAAACAUUCUCCUCUCCCCUCUGUGCCCGGUCCGACUCCUCCUCCAAAACCUGCCAGUUGCUCCUCCUCCUCACUCCAGCCCGAGCAGAGGUUUGACUCUGGCUUGGUGCUCAAUGAAGUGGCGGUGAGGACGCCGUCGUUGGAUGAUGGGAACGGCAUUCCCAAGAGGAAUAUUGUCCUAAUGGCACCAGGCUCUCGUCCCUUUUCCAGCACAAGUUCUGGUCCGUGCCCAAGUCCUAGUCCAGGUCCUAGCCCUUGUUUGGGAACCAGUACUAGUCUGUGUCCCAGUCCGGUGUUGCCACACUGUUCCAUGUCAACGUUGGGACCAACCUCAAGAUCAACUUCUGGAGUGUCUGGAUUCUCAAAUGAAGACACUCUGUGCUCAUCAUCAUCAUCAUCAUCAUCCUCGUCCUCUGCUCCAACUGUCCUCACAGACACUUUAUGCUCUCUCCAGAUAGAGGAUGUCCAUCUGUCGCCUCCAGACCUCCCACCUCCCCGAGAUUCAGGCAUUUACGAUUCAUCUGUUCCUUCGUCAGAGCUUUCCAUUCCUUUAAUGGAGGGGCUGUCACAUGACCAAGCUGACAACUGCUCUGUGGCUGACAGCGAAUCCUCUUCUUCGGGUCUCGGGGAUGAGGAGCCGUCUGUUGUCACGUCUCUGCGCUGCAGCACGGCUACGGUUUGUAAAGCUGACCUUCACCACUGCCAGUUGGAGCACAGUGAGGGACUCGCUCAUGUGGCAUCACUAUGAGGACCCAGCCUUGCGGUCAGCCAGCAGUGCUGCAGCCUAAUGAUGUCAUCGCUGGACCUAACCUUCAUCAUUACCCGAACAGGAUGCGGACAUAAACAGAACAACUGAAAAGUUGUUGAAGAUUUUGGAAACUGUUGAGUUUUUGUCAGUCCUCAUCCACAAAAAACCCUCAAAGUCUCAUUCAGUAAAGAGUACAUUCUGAAGCAAUUGAUCAACAACCUGUUGUGAACACCGAGUCCACGAGUGUGAAGGAGCUGUUCAUGACCAAGCCUGGAGGACCCUAAGGUGCAGCGUCUCUGGAUGUUGGACCACAUAGACCAAAGACCGCCUCAACACGAUGAGUGACUGACUCAUGAGUGGACAUCUGGUACCACAGCAUGACACAGGAACUUUGUACAGGCACUUUCCUGAGGCAGGAGCACAAAGACACGCAAAAAUGUUCCAGAUCAAUAAAACUAACAUGCAACAGCUUCAACAUGUGUUCAAGCUAAUGUGCCUUAUUAUGAAAUGGAGCAUUUUUGUUAGAAGGGAUUUUUUUUUCUCUUUUUAAUAACAUUUUUGAUUUUACCUUACAGAAAAUGUUAAAAUAUUUAAAUGAUGACUUAUAAUAGAAGUGAUUACAUUUCUGAGCCCCACCAAAUAACACAUACAUCAAGUGUGAAAAAAUGUGCUUUCUUUUUUAUCACAAACUCAGUGUUUGGUCAUUGAUGCACACCAAAGUCAAAGUGUUUAAAAGAAUAUUAAAAACUCAAUAUGCAAGAUAUUUCUUAUCACAUAAGAAAAUGACCAAGAAGAAAUUAAGUCCCAGAAACUUAAAAAAUCACUUUGUUGGUCAAUAUUAAUUUAACCAGAACUGUUGACUUAAAUGACUGUUUAAAGUCAUUGUUAAUAUGUUUGGCUUCACUGGAAAGUCCUUCCAUUUCAUAUAUUCUGCUUCAUUUUUAUGCAUGUGUUCUGACACUCUGAAUGAUGGAUUGUUUUGUAAUCACUUUGUUCUCACAGCAGAAGUUUAGAAAGCAGAGAAGCUGCAGAGCUCAGAUUACUGGAAGGGAAGAGUCAGCAUUUCCUACCUGUAAAUAGUAAUUGUAUUUUUUUAUUGCUUGGAAAUGUCUGCUUUGUAACAUGUUUGUAUAGUUAGCCAGUUUUUUAAAGGAAAUGUACUGUUUUAUAGUACCUUAAUGUAGGAAAUAAAAAUUUCAGUCUAUUGUAAGUUCCACACAUCAUUUUGUUCAAUUAAAGUAGAUAAAUACGUCACCUCAGAUAAAUCAAAAAGAGGAUU